Messenger RNA from Humulus lupulus (European hop), 2292 nucleotides. Its product is annotated as putative pentatricopeptide repeat-containing protein At3g15130. Lineage: Eukaryota; Viridiplantae; Streptophyta; Magnoliopsida; Rosales; Cannabaceae. The transcript has a single exon. The record is from RefSeq and is a predicted model, not a curated record. Gene Ontology annotation, molecular function: protein binding; zinc ion binding; RNA binding. Gene Ontology annotation, biological process: RNA modification. The coding region runs from base 1 to 2067 and encodes 688 amino acids.
AUGAACCAAAGGCAGAUUUUGGCGAACCUACUUAGGAACUGCUCGAAGAGCAAGUUACUCGAUAAGGGGUUGCAGGCUCACGCGGCGUUGAUGAAAAUGGGACUUGGGUCUGACUUAAUGCUGAGCAAUGAUCUCAUAGAUAUGUACGGAAAAUGUUGUAGAACAGGGUUGGCCUAUGAAGUGUUUGAGAGAAUGCCUGAAAGAAAUGAAGUUUCUUGGACGUCUCUAAUGUGUGUCUACUUACAAAAUGGAAAUGCUCAGAGAUGUUUAUCUAUUUUUGGUCAAAUGCUGGGAGUUUCAGACUCUAAGCCAAACGAGUUCACUUUCUCGACGAGUCUAAAGGCGUCUGGGAUUUUGGGUAUUGCUGAGUAUGGUAUGCAGAUUCAUGAGUUGUGUGUUAAAUCUGGUUUUGAAUGGGUCAUUGUGGUGGGCAAUUCUAUAAUGGACAUGUAUGCUAAAUGUGGAAGAAUUAAAGACGCAGCUAAGAUGUUCGACAAAAUGCCACUUCGAAAUCUUGUAACUUGGAAUGCAAUGAUCAGUGGCUACACACUUGAAGGAAAUGGAGAAAAAGCUUUGAUUUUGUUUCGUGAAAUGCAAGAAAGAGAAGUUCCAGAUGAACACACCUAUACGAGUACACUUAAGGCUUGUAGUGGUCUUGGGGCAAUUCAGCAAGGAAAUCAAAUACAUGCUAGCUUAAUCACAAGAGGCUUCCCAUGUCAAAUCCAGGCCACCAUUGCAGGUGCUCUAGUUGAUCUGUAUGUCAAAUGCAGACAACUAUUCGAAGCUCGGAAAGUAUUCGAACAAAUUAAAGAGAAAAACAUUAUAUCUUGGAGUUCACUGAUUCUAGGCUAUGCUCAAGAAGGAAAUGUACAAGAGGCAAUGGACUUGUUCAGGCAGCUAAGAGGAAGCAUAUACCAUCAAAUAGAUGGGUUUGUUCUCUCAAGUCUUAUGGGAGUUUUUGCUGAUUUUGCACUUGUAGAGCAAGGCAAGCAAAUCCAUGCUCUUGCAACUAAAAUCCCAUCUGGUUUAGAUGUAUCAGUAGCCAAUUCGAUUAUCGACAUGUAUCUCAAGUGUGGAUCUGUAGAGGAAUCCGAAAGACUGUUCAAUGAAAUGCUAACCAAAAAUGUUGUUUCAUGGACAGUUAUGAUCACAGGCUUUGGAAAGCAUGGUCUUGGAAUGGAAGCAAUAAGUCUGUUCAAAAAAAUGCAACUCGAAAAUGUACAGCCUGAUGGGGUAGCUUACUUGGCUGUGCUCUCAGCCUGCAGCCACUCUGGACUUGUCGAAGAAGGCCAAGAAUUAUUUUCAAGAAUGCGUCGUGACAGACGAGUUAAACCAAAAGUAGAGCAUUAUGCUUGCAUAGUUGAUCUCCUUGGCCGAGCUGGACGAUUAAAAGAAGCCAAGAAUCUUAUCGAGAACAUGCCUCUGAAACCAAACACAGGGAUAUGGCAAACAUUACUUAGCACUUGCAGAGUUCAUGGAGAUGUGGAAAUAGGUAGAGAGGUGGGUGAGAUACUAAUGAGAUUAGAUGGAGAUAACACAGUCAACUAUGUUAUGUUAUCAAACAUCUUAGCCGAUGCAAGCUGCUGGAAAGAAUGUGAGAGAUUAAGACAAGUGGUGAAGAUGAAGGGCUUGAAGAAAGAGGCAGGGCGUAGUUGGGUGGAGAUCGACAAAGAAGUCCACUUUUUCUACAAUGGAGAUGAUUCUCACCCACUUAUAGAACAGAUUCAUGAAGCUUUGAAGGAAAUGGAGAAGAGAAUGAAAGCUGAAAUGGGAUACAUCCCUGGGUUGAGGUUUGCAUUGCAUGAUGUAGAAGACGAGUCCAAGGAAGAGAGCUUACGCGUACACAGCGAGAAGCUGGCAAUCGGGUUAGCAUUGGUUCGCGGUGGGCUCGAGGAGGAGGAGGAGAAGAAGACGAUUCGAAUUUUCAAGAACUUGAGAGUGUGUGGAGAUUGUCAUAUGUUCAUUAAGGGCUUGUCAAAGGUUUUGAAGGUGGUGUUUUUGGUGAGAGAUGCAAAUAGGUUUCACAAGUUUGAAGAUGGCAUAUGCUCUUGUAGAGAUUAUUGGUGAAAAUAACAUACUGCAAAACACCAUAUAUACAUAUGGAAUUUUUUUCAUAUGUUUUUUGGUAUUCCAUUUUACAUGUCUGCAUAUUUACAUAUAUGGUAGGUUUUAUUACCAAUCCUACAGGCAAUGCCAUUAAAUCUGCUAGUGAAUAUGCAUUUUUGGGGUGACCCUCCAUUGAAUAAUCUCCAUUCCUUUUUAAUCACCUUCUUUAAGAAGUUACUAUGGUCA